Molecule: messenger RNA, 4529 nt
Organism: Cyprinus carpio (common carp)
Lineage: Eukaryota; Metazoa; Chordata; Actinopteri; Cypriniformes; Cyprinidae
Product: CTD small phosphatase-like protein 2-B
Molecular function (GO): phosphoprotein phosphatase activity
Source: RefSeq, a predicted model, not a curated record
UACCUGACAGGCUACCUGGUAAAUGCCGACACUAACUCCGUUUUGAAGAGGAAUUACUCUCCGCUCUGCGUUUUUGCUGAAGCACACACUUUAUGUGUGAUUCCCGCUACUGCUAUGUGUAUUUUUAAUAGAUACUGUACGCUAAACCUGUCGCACUGCGAAGCUGCAAUAUUGUUUUGAUUCUCGGAACAACAGAAAGGGGGUGUGGGACGUGCGCCGCAGGACGCAUGCUCGCUCCUCUCUUCAUCCGGGUACCUGUCGUUGACUGUGUGGGUACGGAGGCGGGAAAUGGCGUCCAGAGGUGCGGGGAGGACAGAGGUGAACCUCGUCUGAAGAGGCACGCGAACAACAGCGAGUGUCAGCAGCCCUGAAAACGACCGUUAUCCUGUGAUUCGAUCCCCGGAGAUUCGCCCAUCUUACAUGUGACUCUUAACAAAAUGAGGCUGAGAAUGCGCAAGGCUUCUCAGCAGCCGAACCUCGCCCGCAGGUCCUGCGCGGCCCGGAACAAGCGGAAGCACUCUGAGAUGGAGGAGUGCUCAGGUGAUAGCAAGGGCCUUCUGUCCAGCAUCAAGAAGUUCAUCCAUGGAAGUUCCAUAAAGGUGGAGCAGGACAACCCAGCAAAGAGGAAUCAUGUGAGCUGCGAGCUGAUCACCUCCACCCCACAGAGGAAAAAUGACCUGCAGAGGAAAAGCAUCUACAGGGCCCGCAGAAGAAGCUUUGUCAAUGGAGAAACAACAAACCAUGACACGAGUAAGCCUGUCAAGACUAAUGGGAAAUUAGACGACUCUGAGGAGGUUGUGAGCAGUCCACCCCGCACAACCCUGCUUGGAACCAUCUUUUCUCCUGUCUUCAAUUUCUUUUCACCAGCAAAUAAAAAUGCCUCGGAUUCCCCAGGACAGGCGGUGGAGGCAGAAGAGAUUGUGAAGCAACUAGAAAUGGAGCAAGUAGAAGAGAUGCCCAGCAGUACUGCCACAUCUAAAGAGCCCCUAAGUGUCCCUCUGUACACCAGUGCCAUGCCCUCGGCCUUCAGACCUCCACCCCCCACUCACACACCUGCAGAGGAGAGUGAAAACACCCCCCACUCUGACCUGCCUCCUCUUACAGCUCCUGGCUGUCCUGCACCAGGGGGUUAUGUGGACGCCUCUCUCACUGUCCCAGCUGAAGCAUCAUAUGAAGAGGAGUGGGAAGUGUUUGACCCGUAUUUUUUCAUCAAACAUGUACCUCCACUAACAGAAGAGCAGCUAACUCGCAAACCUGCGCUCCCUCUGAAGACUCGCAGCACUCCUGAGUUCUCCCUGGUGCUUGACCUGGAUGAAACCCUUGUCCAUUGUAGCUUGAAUGAGCUGGAUGAUGCAGCGCUAACCUUUCCUGUACUCUUCCAAGAUGUCAUAUACCAGGUUUAUGUGCGAUUGAGGCCAUUUUUCAGAGAGUUCCUUGAACGCAUGUCACAGAUUUAUGAGAUCAUUCUCUUCACUGCCUCUAAGAAAGUUUAUGCAGACAAGUUGCUGAACAUUCUCGAUCCGAGGAAACAGCUGGUGCGGCACCGAUUAUUUCGUGAGCACUGUGUAUGUGUGCAAGGAAACUACAUUAAGGAUCUGAAUAUCCUUGGGCGGGACCUGUCCAAGACUAUAAUUAUUGAUAACUCACCACAAGCCUUUGCUUAUCAGCUUUCCAAUGGGAUCCCAAUUGAGAGCUGGUUUAUGGACAAGAAUGACAGUGAACUUCUGAAGCUGGUACCUUUCUUGGAGAAACUGGUGGAAUUGAAUGAGGAUGUGCGGCCGCAUGUUCGUGAACAGUUUCGGCUUCAUGACCUCCUUCCCCCUGACUGAGCACACAUAGUAGGACAGGACAGUAACCAAGACAACAAAUGCAGAUAUGCAUUUUGUAUUACAACAACAUUGUCAUUUAAUCUUUUUUUUUUUAUUAUUCCCCCAAAUUUUUAUUUCUAUGAUAACAUCAAAACAAAAAUGACUCCCUUUUUGGCGCUUUUUAUUUUGCCAUUUGUGCAGCCAGAGGGGUUUGAAGUUUCUUGUGUGGUUUCAUUCAGUACAAAGUGAAUGUGUAGCAGUCAGAGGAGAGGAUCAUGUUGUCUUUUGGUGCUCCAAUGGGAUUGGUUGACACUGUUGGGCUUUUGACCAAUUUCAUAGGGAAUGGCCAGUAAGAAAAUCAUACUGUCUGACAGAAGUUAAAUGCUUGUGAGUGAAUUUUUUUUUUUUUUUUUUUUCAUUAUGCAUUCCUCCCCAUCUGUACACUUUGCUUGGUGUUUACUUCAAACAAUGUUCUCUCAACUCCUGGCCUGUUUUGUUUGCCAAAAUGUGUUCAUUUCUCAAAGAGCAUGUUCAGGGAAGAUGAUUGUUCUGUUCAUGAAUUGUGUGCUUUUCACAGCACAGUGGAUUCACUCUUUAUUUUAAUACGGUGUGAAUGAGAAUGGUUUAAACCAGAGUGAUGUCUGUUUUAUAGUGAAAGAUUUGCAGUGACUAAUUUCUUAAAUGGUUUAAAUAAGAAAUUUCCUACCAACGCAUCAGAACUCUGCAACAUCCCGCUGCUGUCUCUUCACAGAUAUUUAUUCACCUUUUAAGAGCCAGCAACAUAUUAGUUGUUUAUUAGUAGCACCUUUUUUUUUUUUAAUCAGCUACUGUUUUAUUACAUAUUUUUUAAAGUACUGUUUUGCUCCUUAUUGUUUCAUAUUUAACCUGUGUACCUUUUUUAAAACUGGGGUUCUUUAAAGAGAUGUCACCUUUAUGUUUUAGUGUUAAUUACAUGCAAGUUUUUUUUCCAUGUCAGCUUUUGGAGUUAAUGUAGCAUUUGCCCAGUGCUAAUCUAUUCGAACUAAACUGCAAAGAAGAAGAUGGAGGGCUGAAGCCUGGUAAAGCCCUGUUUAUAGCACCAGCAUAACAACAGUCUCAUUGCUGUGGUUUAAACCUGACUGCCUGACGUUCUGGGUUUUUUUUUAUUUUAGGGGAGGAGGGAGGUAUUGUGUGACAUGAGUGUGUAUGAAAGUCUGAGAAUAUCCUUAGGUUUAAUCAUACUGCAAAAAAAAAAAAAAAUACUUUUUUUCUUCAUCUCCUUCCUUAAAUCGCCUUUUCAUUUUUACAGUUAUGCGAUGCUUCAGACUGAGUGAUACAGAGUAAGUAGUGCCAUUCAGGGUGUGCGAAGCAGGGUCAGGCUAGUUGUAUUCCCUUCUCUCUUUUUCUGUUCUCUGUCCUAUUUGUAAAUGGCUUUGUUUUGGAAAUGAACAUGUUCACUUUCAACUAAUGUCACUGGUGCCAUUUAUGUUGUUUGUGUUUACAUCAUAUGUCUAUAUUGGAUUGUGGCUCUGUCAUAGUAAUAUUUUUUUUUUUUUUUGCUGAAAAUAUUUUCAUAACUUUUUUUUUUUAUGAAGUCUUUUUUGUUGUUGUUUUAAGAAAAGAAAACAUCUUGUAUGCGGUAAAGAAAAAUGUUCUCGUAGUGUUUUUAAAAUGGUUUUUUAAAUUGUAAUUAGAAAAAUGAAUUGCAAGGUGUACUUCUAAAUAUCCUGUGGUACUUCCCAAUUGAAAGAGAAGAGGAAGGGCAAAAAGGAAAUUGUGAUCCCAAGGAUCCUGCUCUGCUUGACAGAGUCCACAAGCACAGUAUUUCUCUCAUAGAAUAGACUGAUUUAACAACGGUUACAUACACAUUUUGAAGAUAGUGUUAAAUAGUAAGUAGCAUUUUAUUAGUGCCAAGUAUUCCUUCUCCCUACAUUGAUGCAAAACAGUCAAAUGAUGCUAAACUGAAUUGCAUCCUUUGUCCAGAAUGAUAGCUCAGAUGUUGGGAGAUGGGUUGCAACUACCAUUAGGCCCUGGCACUUUCUUACAAAGAAAAAUAUUUUGUAUGAUUGUCAAAGAGCAUUAGUGUUUUAAGUGUAAAACAUGAUGCAGAGAUUUGUUUCAAAUGUACAACCAGUUCAUUAUGUGCGUUACUUUUGUACAAAGCAUAUUGUACUAAAAACAUGCAGCUUCAUGAAAAAAAGCAGUUAAAGGAAAAUCUUUUUGUAUUUUUGAUUAUUUGUAUUCCAAAAGGCAUGUCAUCUAUUUUUCAAAAUGUAUUCAUUUUCAAAUGUAUUAAUGCAGAUCUAACUUGUCAUAAUUUUAUUUUUUUCAUCUUGCUGUAUCUUUGUAUGUAGUUGGUACAAUCAAUGAACAUUCUCCGCAUGUAAACAGCCUGUUAUGUAAGAGUUGAGAUUUUAAUGAGGGCACUUUUUGCAGAUGAAUGUUUCAGGCUUGUUUUCUUUUAUACUCCAUCUUUGAAAGCCAUAUGGCUUGCGAUUGUCCUUGAGCGGCAUUGGGGAAAAAUUCUAGGUCUAAAUGUAACUUCCUGAAACGUGUUAUUUAAGAUUGUUCAUACGAUGGAAAUUAAGUCUUUGGAAAAUUGCAUGCUCUUUUAUUUUAAUGUUAGCUUAUGUCAAAACAUGUUAGAUACUUGAGAAUGGAUGGUUGUAUUUCAUGUCUUUUUCUGCUACUUCAUUUUACCAUCAAAUGGUGUGUAAUAUCAAGGAGACUUUAUGAAAAUGA